AUGACGGCUUUUGAAGAAAUGGGUGUGAUGCCAGAGAUUGCCAGAGCUGUGGAGGAGAUGGAUUGGAGUUUACCAACUGAUGUACAAGCGGAAGCUAUACCCCUGAUUCUUGGUGGAGGCGAUGUGCUCAUGGCUGCUGAGACUGGCAGUGGGAAAACUGGAGCAUUUUGUUUGCCCAUUCUUCAAAUUGUCUAUGAGUCUAUGAAAGAUUUACAGGAAGGCAAGGGAGCUGGCAAGAAGGUUGCCAAGACUGCGAGUGCAGGGAAAGGCCACUGGCGCAUGAAUGUGCAUGACAGAGGAAAUGCCAUGGCCAUUGACCCUGAUGGGCUUUUGUGUCAGGCCCGCGACCAGACAGCUUGGCAUGGAACUAGGAGCAACAAAGCUGUGCAUGGCAAAGGAAAGUACUACUAUGAGGGCACUGUCACGGAUGAAGGCUUGUGUCGUCUGGGCUGGUCCACGCAAAAGGCUAAACUGGAUUUGGGCACUGACAAGUUUGGCUUUGGCUUUGGUGGAACAGGCAAGAAGUCGUACAACAAGCAGUUUGAUGACUAUGGACAGCCUUUUGGAGCAAAUGAUGUCAUUGGCUGCCAUCUUGACCUUGACAAUAUGGAGAUUAAGUGGUCCAAGAAUGGCAUUGAUUUGGGUAAAGCAUUUGAUAUCCCUAAAGAUCUCAAGAAUGAAGCAUUUUAUGCUGCUGUUGUCCUGAAGAAUGCAGAAAUGAAAUUCAACUUUGGAAAUUCAGAGUUCAAAUUUCCACCCAAGGGUGGGUACCAAGCACUUUGUGAAGCAAGUCCUGACUGCGUGAUUGAAUCCAAGAUUGCUGGGUCAGGACCAACGAAUGCGCCUCCCGCUCCGAACGCUCCACAAGCGAUCAUCAUAGAGCCAUCCAGAGAGCUUGCUGAGCAG
Messenger RNA from Candidula unifasciata, 906 nucleotides. The record is from the annotation of a GenBank genome assembly. NCBI's taxonomy places the organism in Eukaryota, Metazoa, Mollusca, Gastropoda, Stylommatophora, Geomitridae.